This is a messenger RNA of Marchantia polymorpha subsp. ruderalis, 1634 nucleotides long. Lineage: Eukaryota; Viridiplantae; Streptophyta; Marchantiopsida; Marchantiales; Marchantiaceae. The record is from the annotation of a GenBank genome assembly.
UGCGUUCUUGAUAUAAACCGUAGUCAAAUUGACUACCUUUAUCCAGAAUUAUGGCAGAGGCUAGGGUUUAUCAAACUCUACAUGCACAAGUUUGUUUUGCUCCUCAUCUGCUCUGUCACUCUGCAUUUUCGCUCUCGCGCCAUCACCCUUCGAGGCCUUCGAGGUCUUCGAGAUCAGUCUAAUUGCGCACGGGCAAGAGAUCAAAUUUUGAGGAAUUGACAGGAACAAUUGGGAAUCAUGGCCGACUAUGCAGAAGAGCAGGAAAUGGAGAUCGAUGCCUUACAGGCCAUACUCAUGGACGACAUUGUAGAGUUGAAUAGUAACGAGAGCGGCCUCCACACGACUGCCCGCUGUUUCCAGAUCACAAUAUCUCCUAAGGAUGAUGAUGAAGAUGAGCCAACGGAUAUACCAGUUCGGUUAGCCUUGGUGUUUGCACAUACACCCAACUAUCCAGAUGAACCGCCUCUUUUCGACGUUAGAAGUUUACAAGGUGUAAAAGUUUCCGAUGUGAAGGAACUGAAGGAGAGAUUGCAGAAAGAGGCCACCGAGAAUCUGGGCAUGGCCAUGAUCUAUACCCUUCAUACUUCAGCUAAAGAAUGGCUUCGGGAGAAGUUUGGCCAAGAUCAGGGAGAUUUCAAUUCAGAUGAUGAAGAUGAUAUCGAAAAGGAAGAUAUCAUCGAACCCCAUGGAGAGGCAGUCACCGUCGAAACCUUCCUAGCGUGGAGAGAAAGAUAUGAAGCAGAACUUGCUCUCGAGAAGGCAAAAUUGAUGCCCGAAGCUGCCCUUUUAGCCUCGAAGGAGAAAAGAAUGAGCGGACGAGCUUGGUUUGAGAGUGGAAGAGCUUCAGCAUCGAAGGGAGCAAAGAUCGUGGCUGGAGAUAGUGAAGAAGAAUUGGAGGAAGAAGAUCUUGACUUCGAUGAUGAUUUUGACGACGAAGAUCUCGAUGAGGAGGAUAUGCUGGACCAUUUCCUUUCCGGUAGAUCAGACAAGACACCCGUGAGGAGUUGAGGAUAGUCAAGUUCGGCGUGUACGUGGUGUGGAGAAGUCCGUUGUUUCCAACUGUUACCAGAAUGUUGAUAAUAUGCAUCACAUCUUUGCCUGGUACCACUCUACACAUUUCUUCGAGCAGUUAUCAGCUUUAUGUCCAAAAGAAGUUAAAGAGCUUUGGGACCGAUGAUGUUAAAGCAUUCACGUGUUUCAGGGAUUGAGUGGGCAACUAUAAUCUUUUGAAAGAUCUUCUUAACAGCUGUCGAGUACCCUUGGCAAUCGCUGAUUGUACGGAACCUAUGUAGAGGUCAAGGUAUUCGCUUCAAGGAGAACCACUGAGUUAUUGAGUCUGGCAUUAUACAUGAAACUCCUCCUUGUACACUUGAGUCACUAAGAAGAAGAGCGGUUGGGGCAAGCAGUAGGAGUCUCCAAGUAUAUACCCAUGGUAAUCUACCAUUUUACGGGCCUCACUUUUGUGAAGGCUUAGAGAGUCAUGCAAACUGUCACUCGUAGUUUAAGAUAUGUUAAUGCAUCGGCUAUUCAGGUCAUCUUGGUUGUAUGUAGUAAAGCGGUUACGUCCGUUGCAAACAUGUAUGGAUAUUUUUCCUUGUCAGAAUUCUAUGAAAAUCAAAACAGUGAUAUUGGUC